Daucus carota subsp. sativus is the source of this 1921-nucleotide messenger RNA. RefSeq names its product probable polygalacturonase. Gene Ontology annotation, molecular function: polygalacturonase activity. The record is from RefSeq and is a predicted model, not a curated record. The transcript is spliced from 5 exons. The coding region runs from base 244 to 1728 and encodes 494 amino acids. Lineage: Eukaryota; Viridiplantae; Streptophyta; Magnoliopsida; Apiales; Apiaceae. Gene Ontology annotation, biological process: carbohydrate metabolic process.
AAUCCCCUUUGCAAUCAAUUUUAAGUAUUUUCAUUCACUCACCUUCCCUUCCACUGUACUCCAACUCUCCCUUCAACUGAUUCUAACACUCACCAUUUCUGACAUUGCCACUUCAACCUCUAUAUCUAAUCUGACCAAACCCUAAUUUUAAAGAUAUAUAUGAUCCCCUCAAAACAAUUCAAUUCAAUCUCAUAUCCAUCUCUCCAUUCCAAAUCUUGAACAACCCAUAUCUCCAAUUUUAAAAUGAUGGUCGAAAACCUAACAUCCCCGACGCCCCUCCAUCAUACCCGACCCGAAUUCCGCAAACGGGUCACAACAUUUUUCACAUCUCACAGAACACUCUUCACUGUCCUGUGGAUCAUAGCAUUCUCCUCUGUGUUUGUAUGGCAGAAUAAUUUUGUUGAUCAGUUUUCGAUUUUUCGGAAACUGGAUAGAAUGAGAGAGAUGCCUAAAUUGAGGCCAGUGGUGUUUAAUUUGACGGAUUUUGGUGGGGUUGGUGAUGGGGUUAGUUUGAAUACAGAGGCAUUUGAGAGGGCUGUGUUUGCGAUUUCGAAACUUGGGAAGAAGGGUGGUGGGCAGCUUAAUGUGCCAGCUGGGAAAUGGUUAACGGCGCCGUUUAAUCUUACUAGUCAUAUGACUUUGUUUCUUGCUGAGGGUGCUGUUAUUCUUGGCAUUGAUGAUGAGAAGUACUGGCCUCUAAUGCCUCCACUGCCCUCAUAUGGAUGCGGACGCGAACAUCCUGGUCCCCGAUAUGGAAGUCUGAUACAUGGUCAAAAUCUCAGAGAUAUUGUGAUUACAGGGCAUAAUGGUACCAUUAAUGGACAGGGUCAAGCAUGGUGGAAGAAAUAUAGACGAAAACUUUUAAACUACACUAGAGGCCCGCUUGUGCAAAUCAUGUGGUCAAGUGACAUUCUGAUAUCUAACAUAACUUUGCGUGAUUCUCCCUUUUGGACACUCCAUCCAUAUGACUGCAAGAAUAUUACAAUUAGGGAUAUGACUAUUUUGGCUCCCAUAUCUGAAGCACCAAACACGGAUGGUAUAGAUCCUGAUUCAUGUGAAGAUAUGUUGAUCGAGGACUCUUACAUAAGUGUAGGGGAUGAUGCCAUUGCAAUAAAGAGUGGUUGGGAUCAAUAUGGGAUCUCAUAUGGACGUCCUUCGAAGAACAUUCAUAUUCGAAACCUUGUUGUUCGCUCUAUGGUCAGUGCUGGCAUAUCAAUAGGCAGUGAGAUGUCUGGUGGAGUGUCAAACGUCACAGUGGAGAAUGUCCUUAUUUGGGAUUCAAGACGCGCUGUUCGGAUCAAGACAGCUGCUGGAAGAGGAGGAUAUGUCAAAGAUAUUACAUAUCGAAAUCUAACAUUUGAGAAUGUCCGAGUUGGAAUAGUCAUCAAGACAGAUUACAAUGAACACCCGAACGGAGAUUUUGACCCCAAGGCUGUCCCAGUGCUUCAAGAUAUAAGUUACACUUGUAUCCACGGUGAGGGAGUCCGCGUUCCUGUUCGGAUACAUGGAAGCAGCGACAUUCCUGUUAGAAACGUCACUUUCCGGGAUAUGUCAGUAGGAAUCACAUACAAGAAGAAGCAUAUAUUCCAGUGUGCUUAUGUCGAAGGUCGAGUUAUAGGAUCCGUUUACCCUGCUCCUUGCGAAAACCUUGAUUUAUACGAUGAGCAUGAACAGCUUGUCACAAAGUCCGCAUUCCAAAAUGCGUCGGAUAUAGAUUAUGAUUUCUGAGAGUUGUCGACAUAUAUUUUAGUUAUUCAAUGCUCCUGUUGUUUGAAAGAAAAGAUUGUCAGCAAUGCUCAUGUUGUUUGUAUUGUUUAGUUAGUCAAAUUUUCUUCAUUUACUCUGUAAUUCAUCUCACAGAUUGUAUAUAGACAUCCACUCUGAUUACAACACAUUAUUGAUGGCAAAACAAUUUUCAGGU